Drosophila melanogaster (fruit fly) is the source of this 1399-nucleotide messenger RNA. RefSeq lists its product as uncharacterized. Gene Ontology annotation, molecular function: serine-type endopeptidase activity; hydrolase activity; peptidase activity. Gene Ontology annotation, cellular component: membrane. The transcript has 2 exons. The record is from RefSeq and is marked reviewed. Lineage: Eukaryota; Metazoa; Arthropoda; Insecta; Diptera; Drosophilidae. Gene Ontology annotation, biological process: proteolysis. The coding region runs from base 88 to 738 and encodes 216 amino acids.
CCAACUCAAGCGUUUGGGGGGCCCUAUAAGUAGCCGGCGUUUGGCAAACCACUCUGUCACUUUCCUCAGAAGUCAACUCCGGACAAGAUGCGCGUCUACCUGGCCCUGCCGCUCCUGCUGCUGGGCAUCGGCCUCAGUUUGGCCCAGUACCAGUAUCAAGCGCCCCACCAAACCCUCGCCCAGCAAUUCGCCGACGUGGUGGAUGUGGUCGAUCCUGCAGAACAAUCUAUCAAAGCAGUGCGACCACCGAAGAGCCGCAAUCAGUGCACCGCCAAGCAGAACUGCUUCUGCGGCACUCCGAAUGUCAACCGUAUCGUGGGCGGCCAGCAGGUGCGCUCCAACAAGUAUCCUUGGACCGCCCAAUUGGUAAAGGGUCGUCAUUAUCCCCGCCUCUUCUGCGGCGGUUCCCUAAUCAAUGAUCGCUAUGUGCUGACCGCCGCCCAUUGUGUGCAUGGGAACAGGGAUCAGAUCACCAUUCGCCUGCUCCAGAUCGACAGAUCCUCCCGGGAUCCCGGCAUUGUGCGCAAGGUCGUCCAGACCACUGUGCAUCCUAACUACGAUCCCAACCGGAUUGUCAACGAUGUGGCGCUGCUCAAGCUGGAGUCCCCUGUUCCACUGACUGGAAACAUGCGUCCAGUCUGUCUGCCCGAGGCCAAUCAUAACUUUGAUGGCAAGACCGUGAGUACAAGUCUUGAUUUAUGUGCUAAACUGUAUUUCCUUUUAUGUAGGCCUGAAUAGAAGUUUUCAGGGCGUACAUAAAAUAUUUACGAGCCUAUAAGGAAAACAUCUAAAUCUGAAUGUUCUUAGUCGAGUCAAUCAAGACAUUCGAAAUUUAUGACUAAAAAUCUGACCAUUAUUUAGACCUAGUAUUAGCAGUAAUAUUAUUAGUAGUUAAUAGUUAUAGAUAUUUAAAGCAUAGUCACUGACUUCUAAAUCCCUUCCAGGCUGUGGUUGCUGGCUGGGGUUUGAUCAAGGAGGGCGGCGUCACCUCCAACUAUCUGCAGGAGGUCAAUGUGCCCGUCAUCACCAACGCGCAGUGUCGCCAGACGCGCUACAAGGACAAGAUUGCCGAGGUGAUGCUCUGCGCCGGAUUGGUGCAGCAGGGUGGCAAGGACGCCUGCCAGGGCGACAGUGGUGGCCCACUGAUCGUCAACGAGGGUCGCUACAAGCUGGCCGGCGUGGUGUCCUUCGGCUACGGAUGUGCACAGAAGAAUGCGCCGGGUGUCUACGCCAGGGUGAGCAAGUUCCUGGACUGGAUCCGUAAGAACACCGCCGACGGCUGCUACUGCCAGAGUUAGAUCAUUUGGCUAAAAAAAAACUCAUUUCCUUGCCUCAUUCCUAAGUUAUUCUAAAUUAUUGAAAAAAGAAGUUCACAGCAAAUAAAUCCAUCAAAUGCUUU